CUGUCUAGCACUUGGUUCAGUCACAUUACAGAUACAGUCUUCAUGCUGUAACUGUCAUUAGCAUUUAAUUACAAUGAACUGUUUUUAAGUUCCUUUAUCCUCUCAAUAAUGGACGUGUUUUAUGAUCAUUUCUUGUCAGAAUACAUUGCGCCAGUGAAUGAUUUUUAAACUUUUUUUGUAUUUCUUUUUUUUUUUACCGAAAUAUCGAGAAAUUAUUGUCUGGGUAUCAAUGAUGUUUACCUCACAUAUUAAAAUGUAUUUUCAGAAAUUUCAACUCAUACAAGCAGUCUAAUAUUGCUGAACUGGUGCUUGUUACAGGCUAUAUCUUGUUAUAAUUCUUACAGUACAUUUAACUGAAAAUGCAUGCUAAUAAUAAAUGAGCCUUUUUAUUUAUUUCAGCCAUUUUUAUCCAUAGUCAUUUUUAAAGUGUUUGCUUUCAUGUUGUCUUGAAGUGAAAUUUGACUUUGUAUGGCUGUAUAUCACUGAAUAAACAAACAUGGGUCCUCAGUGCCCAUAUUUCUACAAUCGAUUAAAGCAAGACUGCAUAUGAUUUGGAGAUGCAAGGAAUUUGUGCUUGCUCACAUAUUAGAGAUAACAAUAUAAUAAUAAUUCAAAACCAUUUCUUAGGAAGGUAUAGCCUUGUCAGUUUGGGCACAUACAGUAUAACUGGUUGAUAAAUUCAAUGUAAUUCAAUGCUGUGGACCACAUGAACGAUAAAAUACCAUUCCUAACAGUGACUGUCAGUGACUGGCAUAGGGGCGCAGCGUUGGUAGAGAACCAGGAAGGCACACUUGCAAACAGUUUUAGGAUAAGAGCCAUACAGGCAAGGCAAGGCAAGGCAAGGGAAGUUUGUUUGUAUAGCACAUUUCACACACAGAGGCAAUUCAAAGUGCUUUACAUAAAAUAGAUAAAAAGGAAAGAGCAUAAAAAAUAGUAAGUAAAAGUACAGCAGCUGCACUCUUCACACCUGAAGAGGUCUGGUGCUUCAGCCAGUUGGGAGGUGCUGUAAAACAGAUUUCAUGGGUCUAACCUGUCAGCUGUUCAUGGAUUUAUCUAAUGGUUAAACAUUUAUCGCCAAUGGUAUAAUACAUAGUGCAUUAGAGUAUUCACUAAACAACAUUUCACUGCCAUAGAAGAGCAAGUACUACAAAAAGGCUAACUGCAUGCAGGAAAAUAAAGAAAGACGUUGCUUCUGUCAAUUUAUUCUGUGAAUAAUGUGUAGUUGUGUUUAAAAUAAUUAUUGCAGACCUUGACAUGGGCAAAGUAUAUUUACUUCAAUGCGCAAUUAAAAAAGCAAAUUAUAAUCUGUCCCUCCAUUAUCUAUACCCGCUUAUUCCUGGGCAGGGUCGAGCCUAUCCCAGCAUGCACUGGGUGAGAGGGAGGAAUACGUCCUGGACCACUGAACUGUACAAUAACUAGAAGGGGAACAUGGUCAUGUGGUUCCUUUCCAUUCUAUUCAAUUGAUACUUCCGCAUGUGGCACCACCACAAGAUGGCCGCCGUGGCCCUGAAAUAGAAUUAUUGAUGAGUCUGCCAUGUACAUCUGAUCAGUGUUGUUGAAAUUCAUUGAAUUUGCACCUCCAGUGCAAAUUAUGCGCCAAAAGCUUCCAUUGUGUUGAUCAGUAGAAGCAGCUUAUAACAUUUUUAUUUUAUUCCUGGAUCAAAAAGUUUUCUAAAUAUGACCAAAUAUCACUAUUCUGAUUGCGUUGACGAGGCGCGCUGAUCUAUGAUUGGCUAAGAACAAAACCAAUGAGAUAUGUAACAGUGUCAUGAGACUAUAAUAAUAGCUUCACAGCAUCGUCCCGUGAUGGGGCAUGUCUGCAAAGUUGAUUCAUUUUAUUCUCAGACCACAUUUACAGAGCUGUGGGUACAGCUAAAUAGCUCACUAGCUACUUGUUGCCAACAGUUAUGAAUUUCACAAGCUUAGCUAGCUAGCAACUGUUGACUUGGUGUUUUUACCUUGCACAUAAUAAAAGUGUCAAAUGCUUUGACGUGAGUACUAUUUCCGAAGACAGAACAUCUGAAGUUAUGUGUUGUCAGUCUAUUAACUGUAUGGGGGAACAGCAUCAAAACUGUUGGCUACAUGGUAGUUCGCAAAUAGCCUUGUCUAACUAGCUCGCUAGCUAGAUUAUAUUAGCUAUCGGUUAUAAAGUCAAUUCUGUUGUUAUCUUGUAAAUAAUAAUAUUACGGGUUCAUAUCUCAAGUUAAGUCUUGUUAGAGUAUAGAAUAUGAUGAUGAAAACUAUGGAUGAUGAAUUAAGAAAAAUCUACAAGCACAUCUAGUCUGAAAAUUAAUGGUAUUAAUUUAUACUCCUUUUAAGUGACCUGUGAAAGGUUAGCUAUAGUGUAAAAGUUUGUGGUUAGCCUUAUGGACAGACAGUGGUUGACUCAUUUAACUGACUUCGGAAAAACCCUACAGUGACGGCUUACUAGGCAAGCAGCAGCUCUAUGGGACAUUUAUAAGGGGAAUAACAGGAUAAAUAAACAGAACCAAUAAAAUCCAGGUAAAAUCCAAAAUCCAACCCAGUGAGCCUCACUGUUGCUGGUCGAUAACAGGGCAGAAUGGGAGCUUCAUGUAAACCGUCUGUCUAUUGGUGCAUCUGAUGAGUGUGUUUCUCCUCUCCAGAUCAGCUCCACCCAGUGCCUCUGCUCCUCACUAAUACUGAGACAUGAUUGGAGCAGAGAGAUUCGUCCUCAUUGGCUGCCUGCUGCAAGGAGCCUUGGGCAGCGAUUGGGCAGUCUGGAUGCCUCAGAGUAUUGAAGCUCUGAUUGGAUCCUGUGUCCUGAUUCCCUGCAGAUUUGAGAUCCCAUCUGAAUUUAACUCAGAUCUAUUAGAGGAUCCAUCUUCAGUUAAUGGAAAAUGGAAAAAAGAUGAAACUAUAGUGUUUGAUUCCAGCAGCCAAUCUGCAUCUUCUCUGCAUGGAAAGAUCACUGGAGGCCUGAUUCAGAAAAACUGCACUACAGUCCUGGAGAACCUUCCAAAGAAUUAUUCUCAUGGUCGUUAUAAAUUCAGAUUAGAAUGCAACAAUAGACUCAAAUGGAAUUUUGAACAAAGUGUUCAAAUUAAUAUCACAGGCUCUCCACCCAAACCCAAGUUCACCCCAGAGAGGGUGGAGGUGAUGGAGGGGACCUCUGUGAGCUUGAGCUGCUCUGCUGCAGCCCCCUGUCCCAAACUCCCCCCAAAUCUGACAUGGACCCCCAGGCUGAAUGACAGUGUGGAUCGCCUGCAAGAGAAUGAGGAUCAAACCAAAUUUGUGUCUUCUGUUCUGACCUUCACUGCUUCCCACCUCCACCACUGGCAGAAGAUCAUCUGCAGGGCACUUUACACACUGCAAAAACGAGACACUCAGAGGACAUCUAAGGCCAGUAUGAUUCUCAAAGUUCGAUAUGCUCCUAAGAACACGUCAGUGUCAGUCAGUCCCUCUGGAUCAGUGAUAGAGGACAGCUCUGUGACUCUGACCUGCAGCAGUAAUGCCAACCCAGCAGUGCAGAACUACAUCUGGUAUAAAGUGAAUGGGACAGAGAUGAACACUGUAGGAACUGGACAGAAUCUCACCUUCAAUGUGACUGAGUCCAGUGGCACUGAACAGUACUACUGUGAAGCACAGAAUGAACAUGGCAAGGAGAACUCAACAACUGUACGGCUGAAUGUGAUAUACAUGCCUCAGAUCUCUGGCUCUGGGAGCUGCAGCAGAACUGCAGCAGAGAUCAGCUGCUCCUGUGAGAGCCGUGGGAAUCCCUCUCCCAGCAUGGAGUGGCGUGUGUCUGGACUGCGGGUCACUAACUCUACUGACAGAGUCAUCAGGGAGGAGCAGCUGGGGAACACAGGCCUGAGGAGCUCCCUCACCAUGCGCCAAUCACAGGGAGACAUGCCCACUCUCAUCUGCAUCAGCACCAACACUCUUGGCUCCUCCAGCCUCCAGCUCCACCUCCCGUCUCCACAGCAACACUCAGAUUUUGGCAUUAUCUCACUGCUGAUUGCUGCAGCUACCGGUGCUGGUGCCAUGAUGAUGAUAUGCCUCAUAAUGCAGCACAUUCUGAAGAAGAAGAGACACAGCCAGCGCUCUGGAAGUAGAAUGAAGGACAGCGAAGGGAUCAUACUGACAGAUGGGAAGGCCGCUCAAGAUGAGGAAUCGAUCUACGCCAACAAGACCAUGCUGUCGGAGGCGGGUGUGGUGGAAAAGGGGGACGAGGCCGCCCUGCACUAUGCCACCGUGGAUUUCUCCAAACUUCACGGCACAGGUGGGGAACACGGAACGGGCAUCGUCCGGGGCAUUUCCAAACGGACGUACGACUACGCCGUGAUCCGACACAAAUCCAGGGAAGAGAGAGGAGGAGGAGAGGAAGAAGGUGAGGAGGUGCAGGAGGAGGUGGAGAAGGAGGGCCAAGGUGAGCUGGGCACAGAGAGGGAGUCAGCCGAGGCGAGGGGCGAGAAGGAGGAGGAGUCUCGGCCAAAUCUGAGCCCACAGGCCUCCGUCAACCCUGAGCCCACGGAGGAGGCCACCUACGGGAACAUCUGCCCCUCCAGGCCCACUAAGAGGGCACGGCAGGGACUGCAGCAGCCGCCCAGGAACCCUGCUGCAGAGGAGGAGCAGGAGGAGCAGCGCCAGGAGGAGAACUCAGCAGGAGGCCAAGAGGACAUUUACGUGGACGUCAUGAGCUCCCUGACGGAGGGUAACGGAAAGGGAACGGAGGAGAGUGAGUACGCCGAGGUCAGGAAGCCCAAAUAAGUCACCAUGGAGAUAGGCCAACUCAUCACACCACGCUGCACUCUCAUAAUGCCAAGAUAUUGCUUUACAGACUUGGAUGGAGUUGCAAAAAAAAUAGCAGAGACUUUAAUCAGGAGAUUAGUGUACAGAAAACUAAGAUAGCUACUCCAGGAAAUACAAAAUACUCCAGGCUGUGAAUAACGCUCAGAGAGCACCCAAUCAGAAGCCAGCACAGAGCAGCAGGCUAAUGGGCUCAAGACAGAGUGAGAAGCAAAGCAACUAAGGCAGAAUAAGUGUUGUGAUUCAUUAACUCUCGAAUCGCUAACAGGUGAACACGCAAUCUCAUAAUCAGAGUGAUGGUUAUGUCGCCCUCUGGUGACCAGCAGGAGGAGGUGCAGCUUGAAUCCUCACAGUGGGAGAUGAGUUGUUCCUGUUGGGGCAGUGGGAAUCCCUCUCCCAGCAUGGAGCAGCCGAUACUUGUGUCUGUUUCUUAAUGUCUUUCUUCAGGUCAUCGCCGGAACGUGCAGCAACAAUGCCACGCUCAGGGUGUGCUCGCAUUGGUCAGCACUCCAAUAGUAAACAGAGAUGAACAUUGAACAUUGGCAUAUCCGCCAUUUCAAAAACCAGCCUCAGUGCCAUUUCACAGGCUUGCCAACUACUGAUUUUGAUAUUGUUAUGCUACACCCCUCCUAUGUUGUGGAGACCCCCCUACAAGUUAGCAUUAAAAAUUUAGACUUUCUUUGCGCAAAACACAACUUCAUGUAAAUCAAACGGAAUCCAGACCCCUCAUUCUCUUGAUCAUUUUGAGGAUUGUGUACCUUUUACACUUUUUACUAUUUUAGAUGAAGAUUAUAGUUCUCCCUCAGCCACAGAAAAGAGAAGGGAGCUAGCCUGGGGGGAAAAGUGCUAUAUCGAGUUAAUUCAUACAUUUCUCUAACUGUGUGGUCACUAUCUUGUUUGCUGAAUAAAGUAUUUAAGUUGUUUGUUCGUUUUUCUUUUUUUGAUAAGCCAACUCAUUUCAGCAUUUAAUAAAAUGGAGAUAUGCCUAAGUA
This is a messenger RNA of Anguilla rostrata (American eel), 5759 nucleotides long. Its product is annotated as sialoadhesin-like. The transcript has 8 exons. NCBI's taxonomy places the organism in Eukaryota, Metazoa, Chordata, Actinopteri, Anguilliformes, Anguillidae. The record is from RefSeq and is a predicted model, not a curated record. The coding region runs from base 2668 to 4728 and encodes 686 amino acids.